AGACUACACGGCGCAACAACCCAGAAGACAGAAAUCUUCAUGAAAUGGCCUGUCUCACAACAAUACAAGCAGCUUUUGUUAUGCUUGGCAAUUGUUGUAAAUCAACAACUAUCGUUUCCAUGGAUUCACGUUGUCCGCAAGAUAGAGUGAGAAGUGCAAGUUCAGUUUAAUUUUUGUGGAAUCGUAAAUCGAACCUGCAAUUAUAGUGUGUGAAUAUAAUGUGGAAUGCAAUAUUCAGAUGCUUCAGAAGGCCCUACUUGAAACGGAGCGCUGGCCACCCUGCGUCUUCGUUCACACGCGGCCAGGACAAGGCUCAUAAAAAGAAAGAAAUAGAAGACCGUCCUCUAAGGACGCGCCAGUUGCCCCAUUUGAAGAGGUCCGGUAUCAACAACGCGACACUAGGUGUGUGUAAAUAUUAUGCUGCAAUCAUAAUAUUGCUCCUGUUUUUGGAAUUGUCUCUCAAGGCGGUGACAGCUCUUGAGACAAAACUAGAGGCUACAUCGAACAGUACCACACACAGCUUGGAACCAAAUCUUCGCUAUCGGCAGCGUGGGACUGAAGAACAUACUAGGGACUCAUGCAUAGGUGGAAAUAAAUGUGAAUACCGUGGUUUUUGUAAGGAGAUUGUUGAUGCCUAUGUAUGUGAAUGUUAUGAAAGGUUCUAUAAGCAAGUAGGAGAUCGCUGUAAAGAUGAAACAAACCACUGUGAGAGCAACCCCUGUGUGAAUGGUGGCACCUGUGAACCAAUAUGGGGAAACUACUUCUGCACUUGCGAUACACAGUAUCAUGGUCGGAACUGUGAACUAGAAAAUAAACUGGGAAUAAUCCGAAUAUCAAGACCACAGUUUCUUUAUGAUAUUGAACAGUUUAAUAACAUCGUCGUAGAAACGUAUCUCAUUUUUGAUGAUGACAUUGGCAGUAACUUCUCAUUUACAUAUUCAACUGGAAGAAUUGAUUCUGUAAAGUUCAGGGGAGACGCUUCACAUGUGGAAGACGAUAUCGAUCCCACUGCGAUCGAAAAGAGAAUACAAUCGGACCUCAAGGACAAGUUAUCACUAG
This is a messenger RNA of Zootermopsis nevadensis, 1059 nucleotides long. Lineage: Eukaryota; Metazoa; Arthropoda; Insecta; Blattodea; Termopsidae. The record is from RefSeq and is a predicted model, not a curated record.